Polyodon spathula (Mississippi paddlefish) is the source of this 802-nucleotide messenger RNA. RefSeq names its product 3-ketoacyl-CoA thiolase, mitochondrial-like. NCBI's taxonomy places the organism in Eukaryota, Metazoa, Chordata, Actinopteri, Acipenseriformes, Polyodontidae. Gene Ontology annotation, molecular function: acetyl-CoA C-acetyltransferase activity. Gene Ontology annotation, biological process: fatty acid beta-oxidation. Bases 1 to 783 code for a protein of 260 amino acids. The record is from RefSeq and is a predicted model, not a curated record. The transcript has 7 exons.
AUGAGCCUCACUAAUUUCAAAUAUCAGCUACAAGGGCGCAACGAUCAUCAGCAGCUGCUGCUGGACAUCAAACACGUUCCCUGUCGUUUUCCCUUACACCCCUUCAGCUCUCAGCCUGGAGACCUUGCACAUACCAGCCAGUCUGAACCUGGACUUCAUAACCAGGCUCAUGACGCUGGUCACUUCAGUGCAGAGAUUGCUGCUGUGGAGGCGAAAACGAAGAAAGGGAAACAGCUCAUGACCGAAGAUGAUCAUCCCAGACCUCAAACCACACUUGAGCAGUUGGCCAAACUGCAGCCAGUCUUCAAGAAGGGUGGAACUGUCACUGCAGCAAAUGCUCCAGGGGUGUCUGAUGGAGCUGCUGCUGUUGUGAUUGCCAGUGAAGAUGUAGUGAAACAGCAUAAGCUUACCCCAUUGGCUAGAAUUGUAGUUUACCAUGUGUCUGGGUGUGAUCCCAGCACCAUGGGAUCAGGACCUGUACCAGCAAUCAGCGGAGCUCUGAAGAAAGCUGGACUUACUCGUAAGGAUAUGGAUUUGGUAGAGGUAAACGAGGCAUUUGCCCCCCAGUACCUGUCUGCAGAGAAAGCCCUGGGACUGGAUCCGGAGAAUACCAAUGUGAACGGAGGUGCCAUUGCUUUGGGCCACCCUCUGGUAGCCUCUGGCUCAAGAAUAACUGCACACCUUGUUCACAAGCUCAGGCGACGUGGUGGUACAUAUGCUGUUGGAUCAGCCUGUACUGGUGGCGGGCAGGGCAUUGCCAUUAUCUUUGAGAACACCCAUUGAGCAAAGACAUGAAAAGGGU